This is a messenger RNA of Callorhinchus milii (elephant shark), 1340 nucleotides long. It is a transcript of the gene gtpbp10, whose product is annotated as GTP-binding protein 10 (putative). Gene Ontology annotation, molecular function: GTP binding; magnesium ion binding; GTPase activity. The record is from RefSeq and is a predicted model, not a curated record. Gene Ontology annotation, cellular component: mitochondrion. Lineage: Eukaryota; Metazoa; Chordata; Chondrichthyes; Chimaeriformes; Callorhinchidae. The transcript is spliced from 10 exons. The coding region runs from base 50 to 1162 and encodes 370 amino acids.
UGCCACGGUGACGAGCGGGGAGCGGAAGUGCUGUCAUGUUCCGGUUGCCAUGGUGCGGGCGGGCUGCGGCCUCCUGAGGCAGUAUGGCAACUUUAUUGACAAUGUCAGACUGUAUGUUCGUGGAGGGAGUGGUGGAAUGGGACUUGGUCGCUUUGGUGGUGAAGGAGGCAAAGGCGGAGAUGUCUUUGUUGUAGCAAAAGCAGACAUCACUUUGAAGAAACUGAAAGACAAGCAUCCAGAGAAACGCUUUAUGGGUGAAGUUGGUGCAAACAGCAGCAUUCGAUCACUGAAGGGAAAAAAGGGGAAGGAUUGUGAAAUUUAUGCCCCAGUUGGUAUUUCAGUCACGACUGACAAAGGGAAAGUAAUAGGGCACCUAAACAAAGUGGACGAUCGGAUACGUCUCACUGCUGGUGGUCAUGGCGGCUCUUUUACGACUAAUUUUCUGCCUUCUAAGGGUCAGGCUAAGAUAGUAAGGUUGGAUCUGAAACUUAUAGCAGAUGUGGGAUUGGUUGGUUUUCCAAAUGCUGGGAAAUCGACUUUAUUGAGCCAGCUUUCACACGCUAAACCCAAAAUUGCUGAUUACCCAUUCACAACUGUCAGGCCAGAAAUUGGAAAAAUAAUGUAUGGCGAUUACAAACAGGUGUCAGUUGCUGAUCUACCUGGUUUGAUUGAAGGUGCUCACUUAAAUAAAGGAAUGGGUCACAAAUUUCUAAAGCAUGUAGAGCGAACCAAGCAACUUCUUUUUGUGGUGGAUGCGGCUGGAUUCCAGCUUUCAAGCAAAUUACCUUACAGAAGUGCCUUUGAAGCUGUGCAGUUGUUAACAAAGGAGCUGGAACUAUAUAAAGAAGAGCUUUUAUCAAAACCCGCACUGCUAGCUGUAAACAAGAUGGAUUUACAGAACACUGAAGAAAAGUUGAACGAGCUGAUAAAUCAGUUACAGGCGCCUCAAGAUUUCCUUCACUUACUGCCAGAAGAUAUGGUUCCUACAAAUGUGGUCCAGUUUAAACAAAUAAUCCCAAUUUCUGCAUCGACUGGACAUGGAAUUGAAGAACUGAAAAACUGCAUUCGAAAAUCACUGGAUGAGCAAGCUGACUUAGACAAUGAACUAUAUCAUUUUGAGAAAUUACAGAAUUUACGUUCAGGCACUUUGAAGCAUAUUUAGAAGUUGAAGUCAAAUUCACCUUUAAGGGUUAAAGGAGGAACUUCCAUUUUUAUUAAAGAUCAGGCAAAGCUUAGUUAAAACCCCAGAAUAUUUUGUACCAUAUUUCAGCAAUCAUUAAUUUAAUACAUAUCUGAUGUUUAUAUCAACAGUGUAAUAAACUUAACUUCAAUGCCCAAAA